AUGUUAUCAUCAAGCGAUAGCAAGGUUGAACCAGCCUUGAAGAAACAGAAAUAUCAAGACAAAGCAAUUGAUUUAGAUAAAUCAGAAGAGUUUGAUAAAUUUUUCUUAGAUUUCAAUCAGAACCAAAUAUACCAGAACAAUUCACGCGACCUAGGCGAACAAUACGAACCUCCAAGUAAUGCUGAACCAAAUGAUCUCAACGAAGAAAUAAAUAAAGCAUUAUCAACAUUCAAUGAAUUUAACCAAACUAAUUCGAUUAAACUCAGCUUUAAAAAUGAGGCGAAUUCAUCAGCAACAGAAAGUUCGUCACCAAUGGAUUCUCCCGGCACGUUGACUAGUAGCGUAACUUCGAACGACGAAGAAGUCUACGCGGAUGAUUCAAAGCAAAAUCCUUCUCACAGGAUUUCUAAUGUGCAAUCAAAUCUGGACGAUCAAGCUAGCAUGACAAAUAUGGUUAACCAAUCUACUUUGACGUCAAUUAAGCAAAGUAUGAUUAAUACAAGUAAAUUAAUUUCUACAUUUACUACGUUAAAAACGACGUAUUUAAAAUUAUGUAAGGAGUUUAAUUACUUACUCAACAAGUUCAAAGACAAUGAAAAGAUUAAAAUUGAACUAAUUAACGAAAAUAACGAAUUAAAACAUUUAUUGAUGGAGAUCAUUAAGCAAAGAGAAUUAGAAAAGUCUACCACCAGACAUACGACACCAAUUUCAAAUUCAAGAAAAAGAAAGUGUCCUUCAUCCUGA
Debaryomyces hansenii CBS767 is the source of this 744-nucleotide messenger RNA. RefSeq lists its product as uncharacterized. The coding region runs from base 1 to 744 and encodes 247 amino acids. NCBI's taxonomy places the organism in Eukaryota, Fungi, Ascomycota, Pichiomycetes, Serinales, Debaryomycetaceae. The record is from RefSeq and is a predicted model, not a curated record. The transcript has a single exon.